Molecule: messenger RNA, 4915 nt
Organism: Menidia menidia (Atlantic silverside)
Lineage: Eukaryota; Metazoa; Chordata; Actinopteri; Atheriniformes; Atherinopsidae
Source: the annotation of a GenBank genome assembly
GCAGGCUACACCCACUGCACGCGGGGUUUGAGCAGCAGGGAGGGGACAGAAGGAGGGAGCUGUGCUCACACACACAGACCCACACAGCGGAACAUAAAGCAGGCUGCUAGCUGAGAGGGCAGCAUGGCGGGACUACACGACUUCCACCAAGGGAGCCACUGUCACAGGAAAACGUGGAUUAAUAUACUACAAUUGCUGCAUUUCUUUUUACCCAUCGUUCAGCAAGGAGGGGCCCAGCUGCAAGCUCUGAGUCAGAUUCCCACCAGCGUGGUCGAGGUCUGGCAACCAGAGGAGGCAGACCCAUUUGUCCCACUUCAGGUGGAGAAGGAUAGAAGAAAAGACGGUCUUCCAUUAGAGGACAGCUCUUCUCCAUAUACUCGGGACAAUGGAAAGCUGCUGCAUUUUCAGCCCCCAGUGUUGGAGUUUGGGACUCAGCCGCUGGGGCUGCCAAGAGCUGAAACCAUAUAUAUACACAACCCUAGUCAGGAAGUUCCUGUGACUCUGCUCUCAAUGUUUACAUCCAGCAAGCAUUUUUACAUACCUUCCUUUCACAGAAGAGUGAUUCCACCAAGAGGGAAGGCAUCUUUUAAACUAAUUUUCCUCCCAUGUGAGGAGGGCAAUGUAGAAAACACAUUAUUUAUAAACACUUCAGCCCAUGGGCUGCUGUCAUACCAGGUAUUUGGUGUGGGAAGACAAGAAGCAUCAUUAGAAUCUUUCCAAAGAAAGGAUAGUCUGCUAAUAUCCGCUCACAUCCAGAGCAUUAAAUUGACCCAAACUCAGGAAGAUGCUUCCAACAUCACUAUUCUGGGUCUACUCCUGGAGUCCAGCUUACCGAAGAGUUUGCUGAACAAUCCUCAGGGGUCCUGCCUUCAGAGUGAGGAACGGCUCAGUCUGCAGAUUAAUCUGUCUGCGCGUGGUGACCGGCCGGCUGACCUGGACAAGCUCAAGCCCUAUGUCAUUGAGCACAUUUUGUUCCUGUUGGUUGCCCCUACUGCUGGACAGGCUGCAUUGGGGGAUGCAAAAAUUGCAGUUUAUAUGUUAAAUUCAGGCGGGAAGAAGCUCUACAUAAAGGAUAUACAAGUGCUAUCAAAAGUAGAGGCCAGCCUUAACUUUAAUCGGGUUUUACUGACACCAGAGGCAAAAAACUUCACUGAAGUGGCCACCUUAGCAUGCAGAGGCUCAUUGCCAGGGCAUGGACAGAAAUGCAUAAGUCAUAUCAGUCUGAAAAUAAUGGGAAAUAGAACCACCUACAGCUUCCCAGGGUUACAUAUCACACACAGAUGGAAAGUUGGGGAUUUGUUCAGUCUGUUUCAGGUGAAACAAAGCAACUCCAACCAGGUGGACUUGUGGUUCACCAACCCUCUCCCCCUGCCCCUCACUGUGUUAAACGCUAGCCUCUCAGAGAAACUGCGGGGGGUUGUGAAGGUGAUGAACUUCAUCAGCCCACUGAGAGUUCCCCAGGGCUGCUGGCAUAUCCUUUCUCUUCAGCUGCUCAGCAGGGCUCUGCCUGUCAACCAUAUGAUGACCCUGAGCUUGGAUACCAGCCUGGGAACUGCCCUGAGCAUUCCCCUCUACUUCUAUUCUACUUCUUCUGAGGGAGAAUUGGCAUUUGAGGCUGAACAGGCAUGUGGACGCCACUGUCCCCUCCGACUAUCAGAAACAGGUCGUUUAGAGUGGCAGCGUUCCCUUCUUCCAGACUUUUUCUCCUCAUCCUGGGCCGUUGAUAGUAAACUGGCUGCUGAGCUCUGCUCUCGAUGGCAAAGUCAGAAGGACAAACUGCCCUGCAGGUGGCCUAGGCUUCCUGUUGAGGUGUCUUCUAUUCUGGACUUUGGUGCCACACCUGUGAAUGAAAGCAAAGUGAAGACAUUCUUGCUUAAGAAUCCCUCACCCUCUGUUGUUUCUGUUGAAAUUCGAAUCCUUGCUCUCUACCCUUCUCCUCUAGAGGCUCUGGACCUCCUAACCAAAUGGUUUAAUAUCAGCCCGCUCUCCAUCAACGUCAGCACAACAGAGUUUUCUCUCUUUGCUUCCUCUCUGAAGGCUAGUGAGCAGGCAGACAUCAGAGGGGAUAAUGUCCUCCGUCUGCUGCUGCAGCCUUGGGAGUCCAGAGAGGUUUUUGUGGUCUUUAGUCCCACUGAGCACAAACCCACCACUACCAUUCUUGUAAUCAGGAACAACCUGACAGUGUUUGACAUGGUGACUGUGAAGGGCCAUGGGGCUAAGGAGCUGCUAAGAGUUGGCGGCAAACUGCCCGGUCCCGGAGCCUCUCUGCGCUUUAAUGUUCCCCAGUCAACUCUAAUGGAGUGUCGAGAUGGUCUGCGCACCAGUAAGCCCCUUUUUGCCAUUCGAAAGAGUUUCAAGGUGGAGAACACAGGAGAGCUUCCUCUGACGGUCAUGUCAAUGAAUAUCAAUGGCUAUAAGUGUCAGGGAUUUGGCUUCGAGGUGCUGCAGUGUCAUUCUUUCAGCCUUGAGCACAACACCUCAUCUGAGAUCACAAUUGCGUUCACCCCUGACUUCACAUCAUCCUGGGUGAUUCGAGAUCUCACCUUGGUGACAUCGCGCGGGACUGCUUUUCCCUUCACCCUGAAUGUGACACUGCCCCACCACAUGUUGCCUCUCUGUGCCCAGGUAGUUCCUGGCCCCAGCUGGGAGGAAACUUUCUGGGCGGUCACCCUUGUAUUUACGUGCUUCUCUUUGUUUGGCGUGUGUCUGAUGGCCUUCCACCAGGCACAGUAUAUUCUCAGUGAGUUCUCAUCAUCCAGCACCAGAAGCAACCAGAACCCUGUUUUGUCCCGGGACAAUGGCUCAAUAAAUAAUAUCACACCCAAUGGAGUAAAUAAAACAAAAGGCAGCUGUAAGACAUAUGUGGACACCUGUUCCACAUCUGACAAAGGUAAGGGGCGUGGCUCUCCAGCCUUGGCCAACAGCCCCGCCCCUCGUCCUCAAUCUUCAAAGAAAGGCUCCUCGUCCACUCCCUCCCAACCUCAAAAGAAACACAAAGUUUCGCUCUAUUACACCAAAUUCAAGCCUAACUCAUCCUCUGCUACGGCUACGACUAUGGAUGAGGAGCAGGAGGACCUGACACCAGAAGCUCCCCUUACUCCUGACUCUUGCAACAACAAUGAACCCGAUUUCAUCAGAGAUUUAAAUGAAGAUACAGCCACAGACUUUAAAGAAAGCCCCCAGAGAGCUAUAGAAGAUAGUAUGCCAGCAGCAGUUAUGUUUCCCAUGGAAAUACCUGCUGGUUUCGCCAAGGACAUCACACUGGGUCAGGGAUCCAGACCAGGGUUGUUAGGAGGCAGUCCGGUGGAGAUGAGCUGCACUGAGCACUAUGCAUUGAAGAUAGACUCUGAGAAAAGGGACAAUUCUGAGUUGGAGCUUUGUGAAGACACGAAAGGCCAGAAGAAGAAGGCUCAGAGUGCAGAAACUGCUGCUACAGGCGGGAAUAAUAAGGGAAAGAAAAGUCGCAGAAAGGCAGAAAGUGUCUCCAGUGGCCCCGAUCACAAUGUCUUAGUAAUGCCUGAGAGGGAGAAGGAGCCUGAUUGGAAAACAGGAGACCGAAAUGUCACUGGAACCCGCAGCAGGAACCGAUACUGCAAUGGUUUCAAGUCGGAGGCUCUAAAACCUGCACAGACUGCUGAAAGCCUCAUCAAACAGAAUGGUGUGUGUCCUGCACGCACUCGCAGAAAGUGCACAGCAGAGCGGCGUGCAGGCGGUGUGUGUGAGUCGGGAUCAGACUCGGGCAGCUCGUCGGGCAGCGUGAGGGCCAGCAGAGGGAGCUGGGGCAGCUGGAGCAGCGCCAGCAGCGUGGAGGGAGACAAAGACCACAGUGCUCGGCCGCACGGCGGCACCACCUCAUCCAGAAAAAGAGACGCCAUUCAGUACGGUGUCUACCCAACAGAGAAAGAGUGCUACCAGACCGUGAAUAACUACAAGGCUCUAAGCACAAACAGCUUGUACCACAAAGACAUGUGCCAAAGCCCAGACCCGACAGCAUCCGGCUUCUCCACAAGUUUCCCUGCUGUUACCACAAGAAAGGACAGCAAUCUGGACCUGACGGGUCGAUAUCUGCCUGAUGAGACAUGGUCCGCUCCAUCCAUCCCCCUCACCAAUGAGUUCAGAUACAACACCACCGAAGCUCUGUCCUUCAUACCUCAGCCAGCAGCGGCAGGGUCAUACAAUGGGUUCACUUGGAGCAGUGCCAACAGUCAUUGCAACAGUCCCUGCAGCUACAUAGGUAAUGGGACAUUUACAAGCAGAUUUCCCAACCAAGAGGUCCAGAACACACACAGCAGUCAGACCAGCUGGAGUGAGGAGCAGCCUCAGGAAGCCGGCCCGGCCUGGAACGCAGCAGCCUGCGUGGGCAGCAAGCCGUACUUCCCAGGAACCCGCAGCCUCUCCCCCAUGUCCAGCCUGUUCGGAUCCAUUUGGACGCCCCAAGGUGAACCUUACCACAGCCAUUUCCAACCUGAACGAUCAGCCCCGGUGUCGCCCAUGUCCCCCAUCACGCCCCAAAGCCCACCACACUCUCCCUUUAGCCGGGAUCCAGGGGGGUCCUACGGGCCCAUACAUUACUCCAGCUUCAACCCCUUCGGCCCGCACAUGAACCUGGACAUAUGGAACUCUUCAUCCAACCGCAGCUCCAACUCCCAGCUCUCCAAUGACUCCGGCUAUUGUGGAGAUGUUUAAAAGACAGGAGGAAACAAAAAAACAGAUUGGCAGAUCUUAACAACAACUGCAAACGUAUAAAAAAUUAUGUAAAAGAAAGGAAAUAAAAAAAAUGAAUGUUCUUUUAUCAAUAAUGGGGAAAAUGUGAAUAUUUCUUUUCUUUUAUGUUCAAAUUUUCAGAUGUUAAAUGUUGUGAGAGGUUAAGCAUUUGUUGUAUAUUUUUCUAGAUGUUUUGCAGUUUUCAUCAAAG